This is a messenger RNA of Lagopus leucura (white-tailed ptarmigan), 1761 nucleotides long. It is a transcript of the gene CENPQ, whose product is annotated as centromere protein Q. Lineage: Eukaryota; Metazoa; Chordata; Aves; Galliformes; Phasianidae. The record is from RefSeq and is a predicted model, not a curated record. The transcript is spliced from 9 exons. Bases 13 to 990 code for a protein of 325 amino acids.
GGGCCCCGGUGCAUGCUGGGAGUUGUAGUCUGCGUGCCGGCUCAGACGUGGCCAUUCGCUGCUGUGUGUAAGCGGGAGGGCUGGUCUGCUUUCAGGGACAGAGGGCGCAGGCUGGAGCAGAGGAAGCUCCAUACCAUGAAACGCCACCUUGCAUCUUCUGGUAAAAGGGGAGAGGCUGCUGAUGGGGGAACAGCAAAAAGACCCACUAAGUCACACAACCUGCAAGGACCUAUCAGCCAGAAAAGGGGAACAGGGGGCAAAGGAAAUAAACAUCAUCAGAAAAAAAAGCAUGUCACUCAGGCAGUCGGAAGGAAAGAUGAGGAACAUGAGGAUUCUUCUUCCUCUGCAGGAGAAAAAGGUCAUUCAAAAAAGGUGAAGCUAUCCAGUGCUAAGCUAGGAUCGUGGCAACCGCUCUCAGAGAGCAGCAGGAAGUUUCUGGAAGGUGUGAUGGACUCAGGAAUACUAUCUAUUUUGUGCCAACAAAGUAAGGGAAAAGAAGAUGUUCAGAAACACCUCAAUUUGCUGAAAGAAAGGGUGCUGAGAGUCUUCAAGACCUUAAAGGUACCCUCAGGGAAGCUGAGCAACCUGAGCAAUGUCCUGAGGUUUCAAGUGGCACAGAAACAAAUGCUUGAGAUGAAUGAAACAGCUUUGGUACAAUUGCAGGAAGAAAUAAAUGAAGCUGAGAAAUCAGCAGAACACACAGAAGAAACUAUACUGAGACUGCAGCACAACAUCCAGGUGCUCAAGGGCCAGUUGGAGGAAGAGGAAAAAAAGGCCAGGAAGCUGUUCCGGGAAGGUGACAAUAAAGAACUUCACCUUCCAGAACUCCCCAAAUGCAGUUUACAGGCAUCCACUUUGCAGGAAGAGAUUUUGAUGGUAGAAAAUCAGAAGGGUCUUUUAGAGGAUAUGAACACCAUUCAGCAGUCAGCUGACAUGAGGAAUAUGUUGACCUUCAUUGAAAAGAUCUACGAGAAGGUGGACUUUGUUUGAGAAACUUAAACAUUUGGAGUCUUCUCUGAAACAAGAUUUAUGCCAGUGCACUCUGUGGUACAGUGGGACACCGUACUGGGUCACGGAAAUGGCACUUCUGUUCUUAAUGGCUUUACUGUUGUGCUGCUGAAUAUAAUCCAAGCUGUAAGUUUGUAUCUGCGUUUUAUUUUCUUUGACGUAUUAUGGCUUCUUUUGAUGUUGAAAUCUGUUGUCCCAUGUGAAGGGAGGGAGGAAGGUGGCAACUAACACUUAUUUUGGGAUUAAGUCCAUCUUUAAACCUGAAAUGUAGUACAAAUAUGUUUAUCUCAUACUCGGUUACAAGUCUCCUUAUCCACUUUUUAUUUAAAAAUAACCUAAAAUCGUCUCCAUGGCAGGAGAUUAAAAUUCCUGUUGAAUUGGUAGAAAUUAUUCAUUUAUAUUUACAUUUUCAUAUUCAGUGCUUCUAAAAACACACUUCUAUGUCAUUUAUGCUCAUGAUUUGAGAAAUUUUUUAAGUUGCAAGUUGUGCUCACCUCAUUUCAUUCAUUCCAGUUAUUUUCCAGCUUUAUAGAAAGAAAAUGAAGUCAAACAUCCAUUUUCACGUGUCCUUUCAUCUCCUGUAUUUUUUUUCCAGGGUAGAGUUUCUAUCAUAAGUGGUUGAGUUAUUAAAUAGUGCUUUCUCUAGCCAAACUGUCAGCUGGAACACAGUGCUCUUUACAUUGACUUACCACACAGAUGCUUGUUCUGUUGGUUACUAGCUACUGAAACUCUUAAUAAAACGUGAGACAACCA